AUGAAGGUUUUAGGAGAGCAGGCCGUCGCGGACCCGUCGAAGAUGGAGCGCAAGGUCAUGGAGCAGGUGACGAGCCGCCUCACGAAGCACGCCAUGCGCAACGCGGCCCGCAAGCUCACGCCCCAGGAGAAGAAGGAGAAGAAGCGGCGCAAGCUCGCGGAGGACACGUCCGCCGAGGUGUCGGUCGCGGUCUUCUACGUCGCGUCGCUCGAGUCGUCGCAGCACCGCUUCAAGAUCGACGUCAACGCCCAGCAGCUUUCGCUCACGGGCGGCGUCCUCAUCUGCUCCGCGCCCGACGCGUCCUUCGCGCUCGUCGUCGUCGAGGGCGGGCCCCGCGCGAUCAAGCGCUUCGCCGCGCUCGUGAACCGGCGCAUCGACUGGGCCGACGACGCCAAGCUCCAGGCCGAGACGACGGCCUUCGCGGGCGUCAACUGGGCCGCCCAGGUCUGGGCCGGCUCCGUCGUCAAGCGCGCGUUCACCGCGUUCCGCUUCCAGGAGUGCAAGUCGUCCCUCACCGCGCGCCGCGUCCUCGACGCCAAGGGCGUCGCCCACUACUGGGACAUGGUCCUCCAGGCCCACGAGGCCGGGCCCCCGCCCAAGGACGACGACGACGACGAGGACUAG
Aureococcus anophagefferens is the source of this 624-nucleotide messenger RNA. RefSeq lists its product as hypothetical. The transcript has a single exon. The record is from RefSeq and is a predicted model, not a curated record. Bases 1 to 624 code for a protein of 207 amino acids. NCBI's taxonomy places the organism in Eukaryota, Pelagophyceae, Pelagomonadales, Pelagomonadaceae. Gene Ontology annotation, biological process: mRNA splicing, via spliceosome. Gene Ontology annotation, cellular component: U4/U6 x U5 tri-snRNP complex.